AUGCUGAAUAAAGGUUCUUCACCCAGCGGGGGGGGGGGGGAGACGUCCACACCCGCCGGACUGAGAAGACGUCGCUGGUACCAACAGAAGACGUCGCUGGUACCAACAGAAGACGUCGCUGGUACCAACAGAAGACGUCGCUGGUACCAACAGAAGACGUCGCUGGUACCAACAGAAGACGCCGCCGGGGUACCAACAGAAGACACCGCCGGGGUACCAACAGAAGACGCCGCCGGGGUACCAACAGAAGACGCCGCCGGGGUACCAACAGAAGACGCCGCCGGGGUACCAACAGAAGACACCGCCGGGGUACCAACAGAAGACGCCGCCGGGGUACCAACAGAAGACGCCGCCGGGAUACCAACAGAAGACACCGCCGGGGUACCAACAGAAGACGCCGCCGGGGUACCAACAGAAGACGCCGCCGGGAUACCAACAGAAGACGCCGCCGGGAUACCAACAGAAGACGCCGCCGGGAUACCAACAAUAUCACACAUGUCUCCGGAGGAGUAA
Messenger RNA from Procambarus clarkii (red swamp crayfish), 513 nucleotides. RefSeq names its product microtubule-actin cross-linking factor 1, isoforms 6/7-like. The record is from RefSeq and is a predicted model, not a curated record. Lineage: Eukaryota; Metazoa; Arthropoda; Malacostraca; Decapoda; Cambaridae.